UCCUACUGCUCGAUUCACACAUCAACUAACGGUUGCAUAACGAGAGCAUCGUAUCAAAAUGAGCAAAGAGCUCUCCCGAUCGUGUUCCCUUGAAACCGAGGUUCCAUCGUUAAAAGGGAUUAACUAUCCAAGAAUAGCCUCUAAGCCUAGCAUUCUGACUGCGAAACUAGAAAAUAUCCGCGGUUUUUUCCCCUCUUACUCGCCGACCUUCCGGGUAGUUAACUAAUAUCUUUCUUCCUUUUUCAUGUCCGACCUGAUGUUGGCAACUCGGAUACUUGGACUCGGCGUGCGGGGUGACUUUUACCCCAUUAUUGCACCUUAAAAAGAGCGCCGGUUGAUCGCCUUGGUGGAGCACUUCUUCGGGCAAGGACACGCGGGGGAAUUUCCAAGAAAUGAAAUCAUUUGCUUGCUUGCAAGUUGCCCCCCCCCCCCCGUAUAGCCAGAGUGGUCAUCAUGUCUGGAAGCCCACGCGAGGUGGCGCUGUCUAGCUGGGGCCGACCACCAACCAGACGACUUAGGCGGGCAGCAAAAGCGUCGAAUUUCUAGAAAAACUAGUUACUUUGCCCCGGAAAUGUCUAGAUGGGAUUCGCUGAACUACUGCUGCUGUGGUGCAUGGCAUGGACAAAUACGCCGAGCCCGUUCCCCGCCCACGCAUGCAAUCCCAGGCCGGCAAAUCGAUAUCGAACCUAGGUUGUUUUGACGCUGUUGUCGCCGGUUGGGUUGUGUGCUUUGAGCAUCCGGCGAGUCUGUUGGUAGAGUCCCUACAUAGUAACUUACGUAGCAAACUCUAUGCGCAGAUCGAACCGCUAAACUUAGGUAUCGCCCGCUGCGGAUUGGCUAGAUCUAGGGCCCAAAAUUCCUGGAAAUAGAGCAUGAAUCCCACAUUUCUUUGGCCUUUUUUCAGUUCUGCUCAAAAAUUAUCAGCCUACAUAGCUCGCUUUGUGGAGGUACUAUAAAUAUAUCCUGGAGCUUCCUCCUUGUUGUUCCUCAACGCCGCAUCGCUUUGGUUGACGUUGAUUGAUUAAACAAAUAAAUCUAUAACCGUGCACUCGGCCCUGGAUCGAGGGGUCUAUCAAACAGCGAUUCGGUGCACAGAACAGCAGAUUUCCGUACAAUCGCGCAAUCGUACAAUCUUGCGCGACAACAUCCACAAUGUUGUCCUUGAUACACCUCCUAUUCGGAGGUCUGGCCUUCUUCGGCCUAUAUCAAAUACACCUUUACUUAACCGUUGGUGCUGCUCGCCGUAAACUAGCCAAGGAGAAUGCAUGCAGACCACCUCCUGCAUAUCCACACAAAGAUCCUAUUCUUGGACUGGAUCUCGCUAUUAAAGCUAGCAGACAUAAGAAGAAGAAUAUCCUCCUCCAAGAAGCCCAGAAACGCUUCAAGACUGUUGGAAAUACCUACUCGCUGAACAGUAUCGGAAUACCCGCAAUUUCUACUUGCGAACCUGAGAACAUUAAGACCGUAUUAUCCCUCAAGUUCGCAGAUUACCAUAUCAACGCCCUUAGAAAACAGGCUUUCCAUGGCGUUUUUGGCCAUGGCAUAUUCACCACAGACGGUCCCCAAUGGGAGCACUCGAGAACCAUGCUGCGUCCAAAUUUCAACCGCGCUCAGGUCGCUGACCUUGCUAUUUUCGAACGACAUAUCCAAAGCCUUAUCCAGGUGGUCCCGACCGAUGGAUCUACCGUUGACCUCCAGCCACUGUUCUUUCACCUGACCGUAGAUACUGCAACCGAGUUCUUGUUCGGAGAGUCGGCUGACACUCUUCAUAAAAGUACUAGUCCUCUCACCGGAGAAAAUUUCGGCGAGGCCUUCACGUACUGCACGACAGAAAUUGGCAACUCCCUACGAUUCGGACUCCUCGACAGAUAUUUCAAGACCGACAAACGCUUUGAAAGGGAUCAGAAGCUGAUUCAUGAUUUUGCGGAUCGGUAUGUGAUGAAGGCGCUUGAGCAUUUCAGGGAUGAAAAGGCAGGACGCCUCCCUGUACAGGAAAAGGGCCGCUACGUAUUCCUGCAAGAACUGGCGAAGCAGACUCAAGACCCUAUCGCUCUCCGUUCCGAAACCCUGAACAUCUUGCUUGCGGGCCGCGAUACCACAGCGAGUCUUCUAGCGAAUGUCUGGAACAUCAUUUCCAAACGCCCAGAUGUGUGGAGCAAACUCCGCGUGGAAGUUGACGAACUCAACGGAAGAAAGCCUACAUUCGAAGAAAUGAAAAAUAUGAAAUAUCUCAAAUACGUGCUUAACGAAGCUCUCCGACUCUGGCCCGUCGUCCCAUUUAACGCCCGCGCCGCCAUCCGCGACACUAUCCUCCCCCGUGGUGGUGGACUGGACGGCAAAUCGCCGAUUCUUGUCAAAAAGGGCACGACGCUCGCCUACAGCGUCUACAGCAUGCAUAGACGCGAAGACAUCUAUGGGCCCGACGCUGCUGAAUUCAAACCGGAGCGAUGGGAAUCAUUAAGGCCUGGGUGGGAGUAUUUGCCGUUUAAUGGUGGGCCGAGGAUUUGUCUUGGUCAACAAUUCGCCCUCGCAGAAGCUUCAUACACCACAAUCCGGCUAAUGCAGCAUUUCCGCUCUAUCGAAUCGCGCGAUCCGGAGCCAUGGGCUGAGUGGAUCACCAUCACAUGUGCCAGCCACCAUGGUGCUAAGGUUUCACUGAAGCAAUGAAAUGGGAAAUGGGAAAUGGGAAAUGGGAAAUGAAAUGAUCUGAUGCUUUGUUCUUUAUGUGUUAGAAGGAAGUGAUAUUUUUUUACAUGCUAAAUGUUGAUUCAUUAUUAUCAUUAUUAUUAUUAUUAUUUUUUCCCCC
Molecule: messenger RNA, 2806 nt
Organism: Blastomyces dermatitidis ER-3
Lineage: Eukaryota; Fungi; Ascomycota; Eurotiomycetes; Onygenales; Ajellomycetaceae
Product: cytochrome P450 alkane hydroxylase
Exons: 5
Coding region: 1153-2667 (504 amino acids)
Molecular function (GO): oxidoreductase activity, acting on paired donors, with incorporation or reduction of molecular oxygen, reduced flavin or flavoprotein as one donor, and incorporation of one atom of oxygen; iron ion binding; heme binding
Source: RefSeq, a predicted model, not a curated record